AUUUGGACUACAAACAUCUCUCGCUUGGUCACAUGAUAACAAAAUGGCUGUAGCACGAUUGUUGUGAGGCAGGGUUCAAGAUGACAUCAACAUAUCAUUCUUCGGUCUUAGAAAUGUUUAGAUUUUGAACAGACUUCCAGCCUAUGUUGUCGUGGCAUUGAGUCUUAACGCGUUUAGAAAUAGAUUAGAUACGCUGCUGCGUAUGUAUGCUUAGCACUGCUGUUAAUAAGGGCUGAUAAAAGUAAAGUCAAAGACCAGCAGAAGAAUGAGAUAAUUUCAAGAAGUUUUCAGCCUGCUACUAGGCACGGCAGCAGACCUGAUGAAUGAAAUAUGUUACUCAGUCCUAUUGCUUGUUUUAAGACUUUAUUUAUACCAGAGGGCAACUAUUGCCAAAACAUACUCCUGUAAUCUGACUGGUGGUUACCUGCAUCAUGGAUUUAUUAACAUGUUUUAGUUUAUGGAGACGCUGGAUCAUACCACUUUGUGUAACAUUAUACUUUAUUGGGCUUGGAGUCGCUAUACCAUUGUGUAUUAUUGAACUGCAAAGGAUUGGAGCACCAGAGCAUGUUUUAGCAUGGUUUAUUGGGGGUAUAUUUGUCAUGCUGGCAGUCCCUAUUGUUCUUUGGGAGAUUUUGCAACAUAUUAUUCACUACACUAGGCCAGAUCUACAACGACAUAUUAUCAGGGUUCUGUGGAUGGUUCCAAUCUAUGCAAUUAAUGCGUGGUUUGCCUUGAGAUUCCCAGAAGCAGCCAUUUAUCUGGACACUGUCCGUGAAUGUUAUGAGGCCUAUGCUAUUUACAACUUCAUGCGUUAUCUUCUUAAUUUUCUUGAAAGUGAGCACCCACAUUUUGAACUUGUGCUGGAAAACAAGCCACCUGUUAAACAUAUCGUGCCGGCAUGCUGUGCCAAGCCCUGGCCACCCGGGGAGAAAUUUCUGAAAAGAUGCAAGCAUGGAACACUUCAGUACACUAUUGUUCGACCAGCCAUGACUAUCUUAGCUUUGAUCACUGAAUGGGCAGGGGUUUAUGGUGAAGGAGAUUUCAGUUUCAAGAAUACCUGGUCCUAUAUUGUGAUCAUCAACAACAUUUCACAAGGGCUGGCGAUGUACUGCUUGGUCUUAUUUUACAAGGGUGCUCGCGAGGAACUUCAACCUGUGAGACCUUUAGCAAAAUUUCUCUGUGUCAAAGCUGUGGUCUUCAUGUCCUUUUGGCAGUCAACAGUGAUUGCAGUUCUGACAAAGCUAGAUGUUAUCCCACAGGAUGGUGCCUGGGUUUUUUAUCAAAACAUUCAUCAAGUAGCUCUUGGACUGCAGAAUUUUUUGAUCUGCAUUGAGAUGUUCUUGUGUGCUGUUGGUCUUGCAUACUCCUUUUCCCACCACCCUUUUAUUGACAACGGUGCUCUCCAUGAGGAUUGCUUCAGGUCUUUCUUGAGCAUGUGGGAUGUGAGAGACAUGGGAAAGGAUGUUGUUGACCAUGCUCGCUAUCUUGGUCGUGGAGCCAAGAAGAAGGCAAGCCAGGCUCUGCUGAGGAGGAGAAAUGAUUCAACAGAGCAGACACCUUUGUUGGCAGCUGCCGAUUCAUCUAUUUCAAAAGACUCAAGUGAUCUUUCUAGUGUGAACAGAAGACCACCCACACCACCUGUUGUUGUGGAAGCACAAGGGAAUGAACCAGGAGUCUAUGAUUCUCACAGCAUUUCUGAAGCCGAGUGGGAGAGAUCUGGUGAAUCAUUCCUUGUCCAGUCAGCCACAUCUAGCAUGAACAACUACUUAGAGUUUAGCAAUAGUGUUGAAGAGGUGCAACAGAACUCUGCUGAAUCACUUCUUAAAGAUAGCGAGAGGAGGGACAAGCCAACAGAAGAGCUAGUUUAAACAGGAGAGAGAGCUGCAUACUGUGAUACAAAUUUAUUGCUGACUUGGUGAAAACAUCAGAAGUCCCAAACCAACAUGCAGAAGUCUAUGUGUGCAGAAGUCAUCUCAAAUUGUGCUUUCAAAUAAUUAAAACUGCUUGAUUUUUUUUGGGGAAAUUUUGUAUUUACUUUGCUCUAAAUGAUGAGUUACAGAAGCUUUUCAUCCAAAUGUUUAAUUUUUUUUUUUAUUAUACAGAUAUAGCAAUAUUAAAAGAGUACCAGAUACUGCAUAGAAAUGCAUGCAUAACAUUUCAUCAACAACAUAGGAUGUUUGAAUUCUCGUUAUCUCCUUGAAAGGGUUAUGUUUGUAUCUGAAAGCCUAUGACUGUAGUAAUGAAUGAUACUUUGGCAAAGUAAAAUGUUUUAAGAAAAUAGUACUUUGAUUCAUCUAAAUAUUCCAUACAUUUUUUUGGAGGUGUUCUUGCUACUUGAGUGGAGAGCCUACACUGGAUUAAUGUUUGAUUUGUGAGCUUUUUUGUGAUAAUCUAACCUUACCAUGGCAUUGUUGUAAAUAGGCUUAGAUUUUUACCUUUUGGAUUAUUAGUACAAAUCAAAAACAGUAUGUCUCACGAGGAAAAAAAUGGAACUGUUGUAUUGUUUACUUGUUACCUGUUGUAGCAAAACAAAGGCAGAGAAAGGAA
Pomacea canaliculata is the source of this 2547-nucleotide messenger RNA. RefSeq names its product transmembrane protein 184C-like. The transcript has 9 exons. Gene Ontology annotation, molecular function: transporter activity. Gene Ontology annotation, biological process: transport. NCBI's taxonomy places the organism in Eukaryota, Metazoa, Mollusca, Gastropoda, Architaenioglossa, Ampullariidae. Bases 432 to 1868 code for a protein of 478 amino acids. The record is from RefSeq and is a predicted model, not a curated record.